AUGUAUACGGUAAUCAUAAUAGACAAUGAAAUUAGCUUUCUUCUUUCUCUGUUUGGCUCCCGUGAACGUUUCUGUCUUUUCAUUUCUCUGCUCCUGUCUGUACCGUUCUACACUUCUUUCUUGCUAUUCUCUGUUUUCCCUUUCUUCCUGCAUUGCAUUUCUCUUGUUCUCGGUUUCUUCAGUACUCGGCAUCCUUUAAAGUUUUUGUUUUUCCUCACAUACUCGGCAUCCAGUGAAGAGAUGGUUUACAUCUUAGACCAGCAGCUGAUUGUCUUCUACGUCCUCACCCUCAAGUUGAGGGAAACCAUCGAGGCUAAUUUCUGCAAACCCCAGGCAAAGCUGAUCGCCAUGCCUUUUCUUCCCAGCUUGCACAAGUCCAAUCCCGAGACCAAACCCGAUCACAAGCCUCAGCUGCCUCCGCCGCAGCCACUUGACUCCCCAUGGAUCAUCUCGAUCAUCGAAAAGAUCAACCAGGCCCGACAGGACGAGGCUUCCUCAACAUGGGAUACCCAAUCCAUCUAUCGCGUCCCCAAAACCCUCCGUGACGUUGAUCCGACCGCCUACACCCCUAAGAUCGUCUCCAUUGGCCCCUACCACCGUGGAUGCCGACACUUAAGCACCAUGGAUCGCCACAAAUGGCGCUCCCUUCACCGCGUUCUCGACCGAACUGGCCACGACGUCCGCCUUUACCUCGACGCAGCCCGCUCCCUCGAAGUCAAUGCCCGUUCCUGCUACGAGGCUCCCAUCUCCAUGUCCUCCGACGACUUCGUUGAAACCCUCGUCCUCGACUCCAUAUUCGCCCUCGAGCUCUUCCGCGGCGUUGCCCUCAAGGGAUUCCAAGGUCUCGGCUACUCCCCUAACGACCCCGUCUUCACCGUCAGCGGCAUCAUGUUCUCGCUCCAGCACGACAUGAUAAUGCUCGAGAAUCAGCUCCCUCUCUUCGUCCUCGACCGGAUCCUUUCCCUCCAGGACGACUGCGAGCCUUCCCGCUCAAACCGCGUCGCUAGCCUCGCGAUCAACUUCUUCAAGGACCUUAUGCCCACCGAGGAGUUCGAUCCCACCGUGUCUUCUGAUACUCUCUACAAAGCCGGCAGAAGCGGCGGAGCCCUACAUUGCCUCGACGUCUUCCGCCGCAGCCUCCUUCCGCACCACACGCCAGCUUCCUGUCCACGGCCAAGCUUCCGUAGCGAGCAAUCCGCACAGCCCGUUGAAUUCGCUUGCCCAAUGCCCUUCUCGGACGCUUGCUUGCUUCCAAUUGACGACGAGCGUUAUCAGCAGCUCAUUCACUGCGUUGCUGAUCUCCGCGACGCCGGCAUCAAAUUCCGGCGCCGGACAGGCGUCCCGUUUUGGGACAUUGAGUUCAAGGACGGCGUCCUAUACAUCCCCCGCCUUUUUAUCCAGGAUGGGACCAAAUCACUCUUCCUUAAUCUCAUAGCGUUCGAGCAGUGUCAUUUGGAGUGCGGCAACCACAUAACCUCAUACAUUUCCUUUAUGGACUACCUCAUCAACUCAAAGGUGGAUGUCGGGUACUUGCAUGACAAGGAAAUUAUCGAGCAUUGGCUCGGGAGCGAUAAGGAGGUGGUCGAUAUGUUCAACCAGCUUUGCCAUGAGGUAGUAAUCGACUCUGAUGAUUGCUACUUGUUGAAGAUAUCGAUGCAGGUGAAUCGCUACUAUAGCAAUAAAUGUAAUACUUGGAGAGCCAGCUUUAACCAGAAGUAUUUUAGUAAUCCAUGGGCUUUCAUCUCUUUGAUGGCUGCUGUUGUCCUGCUUUUGCUAACUGCUUUACAGACGUUCUAUACUGUCUAUCCCUAUUUCAAGCCAAAGUAGCUACUUUUGCUCUCCGAUGGCUUCUAUUAAGACUUUUAUUAGUUAAUUAUUAUCGU
Dendrobium catenatum is the source of this 1883-nucleotide messenger RNA. Its product is annotated as UPF0481 protein At3g47200-like. NCBI's taxonomy places the organism in Eukaryota, Viridiplantae, Streptophyta, Magnoliopsida, Asparagales, Orchidaceae. The record is from RefSeq and is a predicted model, not a curated record. Bases 1 to 1827 code for a protein of 608 amino acids. The transcript has a single exon.